AUGGUCGGGUUCUUUCCAGCUUCUGAAUCUCACCAUUUUUCGCCCUCUCCUCUCCAUUCUCCGUCCUGUUGCUGCCUGCAGCCAGUUACCACAGGAACCACUGCUCCGCUGACGGAGAUCCUCGGGCACUUUGAACAUUUCACGGGGCUGCCCGUGGUGGACGGCGAGGGGCACUGCGUGGGCAUCGUGUCGGACAUGGACGUGGCGAGAUGCCAGAAGGGGGCUCUCGCGAGGAGCGCGGCGGAAGUGACUGUGGGUGACGUCAUGAGUGCGCCAGCCAUUGUGAUAGUGCAACACUCCCCUGUGGCGUAUGCAGCAGGGCUGAUGCUCAAACACAAGGUGCACCGGCUGCCAGUGGUGGACGACCACGGGGUGGUGGUGGGCAUUUGUCCGCACAUCGCGCUGAUUGAUCGGCAUCACAGCAUGGACGAGGCGAAUGGGAGCGGCGAUGCCGCCGCGCCGAUCGAAUCGCUGGCCUGUCUGCGCUGCAGCAAGCCCGCGCGCCUGCAGUGUCCCAAGUGCCUGGAGCUGAAGCUUCCGCGCACCAACGCCUCUUUCUGCUCGCAGGAGUGCUUCAAGGCGUCGUGGGCGGACCACAAGGUGCUGCACAAGGUGCCGCCCGCGGGGGAAGGCGCGGGUGCGGGCGCCGUCGCGGUGGUAGCAGCGGGCGCGGGGGAGGGGGAUGAAGUGGCGCCGUUCCUGCAGCAGGGGUGGCUGUACGUGCUGCGCAAGGGGCAGACGCGCGCCGCUAAGAUGCCCCCCUUCGACUGGACCGGUCCUCUACGCCCCUUCCCCGUGGCGCCGCGGCGCCCUGUGCCCGCCCACAUUCCGCGGCCUGACUGGGCCGACACUGGGCGGCCUGAGGAGGAGCCUAACAGCCAAUGGCAAAACAGCGUCGAGCACUGUCAUAUCACCCCCUUGCGCCCCCCCCCACCCUGCGCGCAUAUGUGCCGGCCCUUACUCGGUUGCCUCGUUACUGGAUGCUGCCCCUUCUCAGUCCUGUCCACUCCUCUCUCAUCCCAUUCUCUUGCCCACACUGCUCUCCUCCCUAAAGUCAACGUGCGCCGGUUGGUGUGUGUGCCCGUGCCCGUGUGUGUGCCCGUGUGUGCGCCUAUGUGUAUGCAGAUCAAGUCGCCAGAGCAAAUAGCACGAAUGCGGCAUACAUGCAAGGUGGCACGAGAGGUGUUGGACGUGGCAGCAGCCAUGAUCCGCCCGGGGGUCACCACAGACGAGAUCGACCGCGCCGUGCAUGACGCCACCAUCAAGGCCGGCGGGUACCCAUCGCCGCUCAAUUACUACUUCUUUCCCAAGUCCUGCUGCACGUACGUGCUCCCUCUUACGUCGGUGAACGAGGUGGUGUGCCAUGGAAUCCCGGACUGCAGGAAGCUGGAGGACGGUGAUAUUGUGAACGUGGACGUCACUGUCUACCUCAACGGCUGCCAUGGUGAUUUGAACGAGACCUUCUUUGUGGGCACGCCCAGUGACGCGUCCGUACAUCUCGUGCGCACCACUAUGGAGUGCCUUGAUAAGGCCAUUGCCAUGGUGAAGCCAGGGGUGCGGUUUCGGGAGGUGGGGGAGGUGAUCAGUCGCCAUGCCGCUCAAGCUGGUCUCUCCGUGGUGCGUACGUACUGUGGGCACGGCAUAGGAGAGCUAUUUCACUGUGCGCCCAACAUUCCCCACUACGCCAGUGAGUGA
Messenger RNA from Closterium sp. Naga37s-1, 1695 nucleotides. The record is from the annotation of a GenBank genome assembly. NCBI's taxonomy places the organism in Eukaryota, Viridiplantae, Streptophyta, Zygnematophyceae, Desmidiales, Closteriaceae.